This is a messenger RNA of Arachis ipaensis, 1355 nucleotides long. RefSeq lists its product as uncharacterized. Gene Ontology annotation, molecular function: zinc ion binding. NCBI's taxonomy places the organism in Eukaryota, Viridiplantae, Streptophyta, Magnoliopsida, Fabales, Fabaceae. The record is from RefSeq and is a predicted model, not a curated record.
UCCUCAAAUACCAUUUCAAUGUGUACAGCUUCUUCUUCUACCUCUCAAAAGACACUUCAAAAGAACUGCUUCAUUCAUUCUUCAACCUUUACCCUUCUACGAUCUCACUUCUUCUUCUUCUCUACCCUUCCUGUGGGUGAUGGGUUUGAUUUUUCCGGCGACCCACUCCUAAAACCUUCCCCAGAUACUCCUGUAGUAUCCACAGCUCCUUCAUCUACCUCAGUGCUUCUUCUACCCUCCCUUUAACUUAAGCGUUUGAUUUUUCCGACGACCCACUCGCAUAACCUUCCCCGGAUACCGCUGUAAUAUCCACAGCCUCUUUUUCUACCUCGUUCCUCUGAUUUCAAGGUCAGUCAUCGUCAGGGACAGAUUUUUCCGAACCCCGUGGAAGACCCUGCCUUCUGCGUCUUCGUCCAGGGUUACGCGGGUGUCAUUUUCUGUGAUUUACCGUCGAAGAACGUAAGUCAUCCCCUUGCUAGGAAGGUUUCGGCGACCCACGUGCAGAACGCUCUCGGAAAACCCUUGUAAGCCCUACUGCUUCUUCAUCUAGGUCAUUCGUUCGUUUUUUUUGUUUUUUUAGCCAAUUUGCGUGAUUUGUUCUGUUAAUCACUUUCUGUAAUCACCGUUCAUCGAAGAAGAUUGAUUCAAUUUCGAAUGCAAUAGAUGAUGAUAGUUUUCCAUGGUGGUGUUAAAUGUUAAUCAGAUCGAUAGCCAGUGAUGCAUGCUCCUCAAACACGAGACGAGGCACAGGGGGAGCCGGCGGACAACGGGAACUGAGAUCUGGAAAUGCAACCUCAAGUUCGCUGCAACCUCAGGAUGUAAUAGAUGGUGUGGCCCCAAAAUGCUUCUGUAAAAAAUAUGCCAUCAGUUACAUGUCGAAGACAGACACCAACCCAAAUAGGUUAUUUUUUGGAUGCCCAUUAUUAAAGGUGACAGAAGCACAUUGCAAGUUCUUUCUCUGGGUUGAUGACCACAUUGUUAGGAUCAGAGCGGGGGAGGCUACAAGGGGAUCGGGUGACGGGAAGCAGAGUGAUGUUGGAAAACAUUUGGGAAUGGAUAACUUGAUAGACCAUGUAGAGGAAAGAAUAGCAAAACUAGAGAAGCUGCUGAACAAGAAAAGUAGAGAAGCAGAGUUGAGGAAAAAGGCUAGAGAAGCAGCUGCAAGAGACAUGGAGGCUUCAUCAACAACGUCUAUUGAUUAGCUGCAAACCAGAACCCGAAGCACCUCGAUUAGGUUCAGAAACUUAAGAAUAAUUUCCUUCUUUGCUGAAAAUUGCUACUAGAAUGUAGAGACACAAAUGUUUGAAGCUUUAAAAGCAAAAAUUGUCGAAGACGUUCAUUUGAGUUGGGCAACA